This is a messenger RNA of Helianthus annuus (common sunflower), 2669 nucleotides long. RefSeq names its product phospholipase D alpha 4. Gene Ontology annotation, molecular function: calcium ion binding; D-type glycerophospholipase activity. Gene Ontology annotation, cellular component: plasma membrane. Gene Ontology annotation, biological process: phospholipid catabolic process; phosphatidylcholine metabolic process. NCBI's taxonomy places the organism in Eukaryota, Viridiplantae, Streptophyta, Magnoliopsida, Asterales, Asteraceae. The record is from RefSeq and is a predicted model, not a curated record. The transcript is spliced from 4 exons. Bases 232 to 2520 code for a protein of 762 amino acids.
ACCACCAUUAAUAAAAAGGAUUGUGUUUUGGUGGUGUCACUUUAAAUAAACACAAGAAGCUAUAAUUCAAGGAAAAGCAAACAAAGUAGGCUUAAAGGUUGCCUCUAAGCUUCAAACUAUAGACUUGUAUAAGUUUUCUAUAACUGUAGCUCUACUCAAAAUGCAUAUUUGCUUUCAUACUUUCUUCCAUAACUUACAUAACCUCUUUUCUAUAAAGAUUUGUUUGAUUGUAUGCAAGUCACACAAACAAUGGAAGGAAAACCAAUGUUUCUUCAUGGAACACUUGAAGCUACAAUCUUCCAUGCCACACCUUAUUCACCGCCGUUUCUACUCAAUUGCAUAAAUCCAACGGGAGCACCUGCAUACGUUAGCAUCAAAAUCGAUAACAAAAAGAUAGCAUCAACUAGUCAUGAAAGUGAGCGCGUUUGGAACCAAACAUUACGCGUUCUUUGUGCUCAUCCUAUAAACGCAACAUUAACGAUCACCCUCAAGACAAAAUGUUCAAUCCUCGGGAAAGUCAACAUUCAAGCUCAUCAGUUGUUAGAAAAGUCAAACCUGAUUGACGGUUUGUUUCCAGUGUGCAUGGAAAACGGGAAGCCACAUCCACAACUGAAAAUUAGAUUCAUGUUAUGGUUCAAACCCGCACAACUUGAACCAAGUUGGCGAAAAAUAAUCGACAACAGCAGAUUCAAUGGGCUGAGAGAUGCUACAUUUCCACAAAGGACUAACUGCAGUGUUACACUGUAUCAAGAUUCUCAUCACUGUCCUAUGUUUCAACCGCCGUUGGAUGUUUGUGGGUCACCAAGAAACCUUUGGGAGGAUGUUUUCGUAGCCAUUGAAGGUGCCAAACAUUUGAUUUAUAUUGCAGGGUGGUCGUUCAAUCCUCACCUGAUUCUGGUGCGGGAUUUGGAAACAAAUAUUCCACAUGCAAGAGGAAUAAAGCUCGGUGAACUGCUGAAACGAAAAGCAGAGGAAGGUGUAGCAGUAAGAAUCAUGAUCUGGGAUGAUGAAACUUCACUACCAGUAAUAAAAAACAAAGGAGUAAUGGGAACCGAUGACGAAAACGCCCUCGCAUUCUUCAAAAACACAAAAGUAGUAUGCAAACUGAGCCCUAGAUUAAACCACAAUUUCCCAACAAUGUUCACCCACCAUCAAAAAACCAUCACAGUUGACACACGCGCACAAACAUCUUCAAGCAAACGCGAAAUCAUUAGCUUUAUCGGGGGCAUUGAUCUAUGCAACGGCCGAUAUGAUACAGAACAACACUCGCUGUUUAGAACGCUAAAUACCGAACCACAAGUGAAUGAUUUCUACCAAACGAGUAUACCCGGAGCGAGCUUUCGUAAAGGCGGGCCGAGAGAACCAUGGCAUGAUUCGCAUGCGUGCGUUAUCGGAGAAGCUGCACGCGAUAUAAUGCGCAAUUUUGAGCAACGAUGGGAGAAACAAUUUGAUCCGUCUUUACUAGUUCGUGUUAACAAAAUAACAGAUCUUCAACAUGACUACUCGAUUACCGAAACUGAACGGAAUUGGAAUGUUCAAGUUUUCAGGUCGAUUGACCAUGUGUCGGUUCCUGUCAACGGUAACCUUCGCGUUGAACGAAGUAUACACGAAGCAUAUGUAGAAGCAAUUAGGCGAGCCGAGAGGUUUAUAUACAUUGAGAAUCAAUAUUUCAUUGGGGGGUGUCACUUAUGGGAAAAGGAUCGACAUGCAGGAUGUUGGAAUUUGAUUCCGAUCGAGAUUGCACUUAAGAUCGCAAGUAAAAUCAAAGCAAAAGAGCGGUUUGCAGUGUAUAUCGUAAUACCCAUGUGGCCAGAAGGCGGUCCCGAGAGUGAAUCUGUACAAGAUAUACUGCAUUGGACACACGAAACGAUGAAGAUGAUGUAUGGUUUGAUAGGAGAAGCCGUAAGAGAUAGUGGUGAAAAUUGGCAUCCGAAAGACUAUUUGAAUUUCUUUUGUCUUGCUAACAGGGAAGAUGAAAACGGAGGAGAGUAUGUCCCUCUGUAUUCACCUCAUUACGGAACACAAUACUGGAACGCUCAAAAACAUCGAAGAUUCAUGAUAUAUGUACACUCCAAACUCAUGAUCGUGGACGACGCUUACAUGUUAAUAGGAUCAGCAAACAUAAACCAGCGAUCCAUGGAUGGGCAACGCGACACAGAGAUUGCAAUAGGAUGCUACCAAUCACUUGAAAGCGAUAGACAGACGAAUAAACGAGAUAUUCAUGGUUAUCGUAUGUCAUUAUGGUAUGAACAUACCGGACAAACCGAAGAGGUUUUUCAAGAUCCCGAGAGUUUGAAAUGUGUGGUGAUGAUGCGUCAACUUGGGGAGCAGAUGUGGCAGAUUUAUUCGGGUGAUGAGGUCAUAGACAUGGAGGGUGUACAUCUUGUCGGUUACCCUGUUCAUGUAACGCAAGAAGGGAAGGUUGAGGACCGGGUGGACGGACGUGUCCACUUUCCCGACACGAAAGCACAAAUAAAGGGAAAACGAUGUAAAGUUCUACCGCCGAUCUUUACUACAUAAGCAAAAUGUAUUGCUGCAUCAAGAGAUUCUGUACAUAUCUUGAGAAUACCACAGGAGUUGCAUCUCUAUAUAACACAAGUUUCUAUCUAUAUAAAAAUGUAUGUAUAUUUAUGUUUCGUUUUCAAUUGAAGCUCACAAAUUUCAAUAAA